This is a messenger RNA of Melitaea cinxia (Glanville fritillary), 3638 nucleotides long. RefSeq lists its product as uncharacterized. NCBI's taxonomy places the organism in Eukaryota, Metazoa, Arthropoda, Insecta, Lepidoptera, Nymphalidae. The coding region runs from base 1 to 2211 and encodes 736 amino acids. Gene Ontology annotation, biological process: rhabdomere development. The record is from RefSeq and is a predicted model, not a curated record. The transcript is spliced from 11 exons. Gene Ontology annotation, molecular function: protein binding. Gene Ontology annotation, cellular component: cilium; plasma membrane; stereocilia ankle link complex.
AUGUACGCGAUGUCGACGGCGUCAACCACGACGUCAGGUUCGCGUGCUGACCUGACGGCAGGUGUAGAGCGAAGAGUUCGGGUUGUUCGCCUUCUGCGGCCGAGGAAGGCAGCACCUGCCUUCGGAUUCUCCUUGCGAGGUGGACGAGAAUAUGCCACAGGCUUUUUUAUCUCUAAAGUUGAGCUUAACUCUGAGGCUCAUCUUCAAGGUUUGAAGGUGGGCGAUCAAGUGAUUAGCGUGAAUGGUUACCGAGUAGACGAUGCGGUCCACGCAGAGCUGGUUCAUUACAUCACCUCACAGUCUAGGCUAAAGAUCAAAGUUAGGCAUGUCGGAAUGAUUCCAGUUAAAGAUAAAGAGCACGAAUCGUUGUCUUGGCAGUUCGUAUCUGAACGGGCGUCACUAGCUUCAGAUGUUUCCUCAUCACCAACACUAUGUCAUAAUACAGAACAACUAACGGAUUUGCGACUGUCAAUAUUAGUGCCUCCGCGAGCAAAGCUUGGUUGCGGAAUCUGUAAAGGACCUGAUUGGAAACCCGGAAUUUUCGUACAGUUCGUAAGAGAAGGAGGCAUUGCACGAGAGGCUGGUUUAAGACCGGGCGAUCAAAUCUUAUCGUGCAAUGGCCACGAUUUUGCUAAUAUAUCUUUUAAUGAGGCCAUAUCAGCAAUGAAGGCGAGUGGUAGGCUCGAACUCGUGGUCCGAGAAGGCACGGGUGUUGAGCUCGUGUCGCCUGAGAGUUCCGGGUACAAUAGCUCCGCGUCGUCAGCGGCAGGCGAGCGCAGUCCAGCAGCGCCGCCUGUCAUCCCUCUCGCACCCCCAGCCGCACUACGGCGACGCCUGGCUAGCGUCGCUGAAGAAGCCGCGGAUAGAGCGGACAGGUUGACAAUGAAUAGAAUAAAACGGAGAACAUGGGACAACUUAGACUUUGACUGGAAAAACAAAGAUAUUCAUAAUUUCGAUGCACCGUCUGAUAUAGAGCCCGAUUACGAUAGUCCCAGUAUACCAAAUAAUCCUCACACGUACGAAAGUAAAUCUCAUAUCAAAAGUAAAACUAUAACAGAAUAUGAGUCGACGAAAGUAACAAGUCCAUUAAAUAGAACGAUAAUUAAUUUAACCGAAGAUGGCGCUACAAUUCAAUGUAGUUACGACAAUAAUGCAUCUAGAAAAAAUAUGUUUACAUCGUCUCAACCGAGUAGAGACAAAGAAAAGAAAACAAUUGUAGUAGAAGUACAUCAUAUGAACACAACGACUUGCCCUAAAACUCACUGCAACUAUCCUCCAACGUUUGUUAAAGAACUUGAUGCAGAUACCACUAGCAUAUCUAGUUCAACAACAUUAUCAAGUGCCAUUGCUGAAGAAAUACAGAGAAGGAAAUUGAACAAGAAAUCUGCACCAGAAAAGGAAACUAACCCAGCACACAUCAAGAAAACUAACGUACCCAAGACUAUAGAUAACGACCAAAAGAAACAUCACGAUGCAUUGAUGGACGAGUUUAAGAAGGUUCACAGAAAAAUGUUUGCGAAUAUAGAUACAACGAAUGGUGAUUUAAAUAAAGAAAAUCAGGCGGACAAUUUGGAUCGACAAUCAACUUUGCCGAUUAGAAAAGGUGAUACACCAAUAGAAAUUAUAAAUGAUAAAAAGGAAAAAAAGGAACCGGUACAGAAGCCACCACCUCCUCCUCCGAUGCCGUUUUCGAAUGGGCAUUUGACACAAAAUGGCGAAAAUGGAAAAUCUGAUACAACUGUAAUUAAAACAGAGGAUUCAGAUAUUAUUAAAAUUCCAAACCUAAGAAAAGUUGGAACGUUAAAUAGAAUACCAACUACGGAUUUUAAUAAUAAAACCCAAUCAACGAUGAAAACGCAUAGUUUAAAAGAUGAAAACGCGGAAGUGGAGUCAUUAGAAUCUUACAAACUAAAAAAUCCUUCAAAUGUUACACCCAAACCUCCGUCGAACUAUUUCAUCAAAGCACCUAAUGGACCCGCCACUAUGAAGAAACAUGCGCGGCCCGUUUCAGUGACAAUUGGAGAAUAUGUAAAUAAUAUUGGAAGAAAAGAACCGUCGAAACUAGAUUUUCUUAAUGGUGAUAAAUCCGAUGUUCAUAGAAUACCUGGAGAUGAAACAAUUACUAGUAGACUACAAUCUGAGUUGGCCCUUACGUUAUCUAGAUCGAAUUUACGUAAAAAGACCGAAGCUUUAGGCGAUGGAGGUCGAUAAAAAUGAUUAUCAUUAGAUGAAGAAUUUCUUUACACAGAGAACGUGAUACAUAUCGACCGCUUAUAUUUAUUUCCAGAUAAAACAUCGUAGUGAAAUAUAACGAUACCGUAGAGUUUUGUUUUCGUUGCUGUCUAGGCGAAACAGAAAGAUAAUUAUCUCAAUUUUUAACUUUCUUAUAAUUAUAUUAAUUAUUCAAAACCUUAUAAAAUAAAAUGUAAAUUAGUAUUAAAAUUAAAAAAAAAUAAUCGAAUAAAUUUAUUGUGGCUUACUGAUAAAUAAAUAUUAAAAUCAUGUAGUUAAGAAGAUUCGGAAAGAAUUGCCAAAGCAUACUUUUUACAAACAAUCUCAAGUGUCUCAAUCAUUUUUUUAUUAUCAAGAGAUAUUAAGUGUGCACUAUGUAAGUGUUAAAUAAUAGAGGUUGUAUUAAAAUACUUAUUUAGAAAAUAAAGCUGCCUUAAACACUUGCUAGAUGUAAAACAUCCGCAAAACACAACGAAAUUCGUAUACAUAUACUUUUAGUAUUAGUUAAACUGUAAAGUAUAAUGUUUGAGUUAUUCCUUCUUUAAAAUCAGUGUCGGAUUUACCAAUAGGUUAAAUAGGUUGGAGCCUAGGCAAAUUUUAAUGUGCGGCAAAUUUUGUCUAAAUUUUAUUUAUAAAACAUGAUCAUACAUUAUACAUCCAACAAAUGAAUCGGCAUGCCCACAACAUUUUGUACAGCAGUGGAUAACUAAAAAAAAAAGAAUAAUUUUUCCUUGCUUCGAUUAUGUUAUGGAGUUAACAUAUAAUCCCGACUAGCACUCAACCGAUUUUCGGGUGGUUGUGACCAAUCUUGCUACCACAACCUUUUUACUCUUACUAGGAAAUAGGGUAUCGCGUUUCAACGGUUAGUAGGGACGGUAUAAAUUGAAUAGCCUACUGUCUGCAAAACUGUAAAUCCGCCACUGUUAAAGUACUGAUUUAUGUAGCAGAGGCGUCUGACGAAAAAUCUUAAAACAGGUUUGUAAGAAGAUGAUCAAAAACUCAAAAAUAACCGACUAGUCACAAAUUGGACGUUAAAUUUUUCCAUUGAAAUGCUUCCUACCAACUAUCCAACUUACAAUUAGAUGUUUCACAUCAAUAAAAUCAUAAUUUACCUCAUCAUAAUUAUGAAUAAAUAUUUGUAAAACACGUAGCGUAGUUUUAGCUUUUAGCGUAGCCAGGUUAAACACCAAAAAGGAGUUUCUUUUGUAUGCUUAAUGUAUCAUUUGUGAAAUCGUAAUAUUUAUUAAUGUGUCUACGUGUAAUUGUCCGAAAAUUAAAAAGUGAGAUACUUAAGUAUUUGAAUAAUAUUUUAAAAAGUAACUACAUAAACCUUGUAUACUUUAUAAUUACGAUUAAGUGCCUAAGUCAUUUUGUGUAAUUACUAUAAUUAUAUUUAAUGAAUGUUU